AUGGCGUUCGUGGACCCUCAACGCACAGUGGGGAUGGUGAUGCAUGAACCACCACGGCCGCCUUAUCGGCGCGUAGAGCCGCAGGACCAGCAGCGGAUGCAGCGGUAUUCACGCCACAUGAAUACAAUGGGCAUCUCUGCACAAUGUGGCGAUGCAGCGCAGGUAAAGGAAUCCGCCGCCCAAAAAAAGGGCUUCAGACCCACCCUAACGAUGGGAACCACGCUUACUAUCAUUGAGGCGGAGGAGACGGCGAAGUCAUUACGCAAGUUUGAGGAGUCACUUGCGCGGCAUCUCCCUUGCACCUCCUUGUCGGUGAGCGACGAACGGCAUGACAUCUCUGCCUUAGAUGAGGCUGCGGCUGAGGCAUCGAGGACAAGCCUUAUCGCCCCAACAACAAUGGGCGCGAGGCCAGCCGCAGCCCAGCCAACGCAGCGGCUAAUGGUGAAUCUCCUACCGCGAGUGUUUUCUGAACUCCUUCUGCGACGUAACUCGGUUGUAUCACAGCUGCGGAAAAUAGGCCGGGAGGAGGUACUGAGGCACAUGGGAGACACAGGACGUCGGCUUGGGAUGCGAGUGGUGACCUCACGGGACCUUUACUUUCUCCUAAGUUGCAUAUUUGAUGAAAAAGAGCUGUGGAAGGACGACAUUGAAUAUUUGUUUCGUUUUUUUGACUGGGGUGGAAAAGGAUCAAUGGAUUUUAAAGAUGCUCUCGACAGCGCAGGUCUUCUUUUUGUUCCUCCAGAGGUGCAGGCAGUUGUGCACUGUAGGCGGGUGCUGAAUGAGCGUGUGCUUGACGACAGUGUGAUUUCCAUUGCAGACAUUGAUGUGAUGCUCACAGCCCUUACCGUUAUCUUUGCAUCCACGUUUCCAGAACUGCCCGCACUCUGCGAUGAGGUUCACAUGACGGUAGAGAAUGUCAUGCCAACCUACACAGUGCCUGUAUCGCUGUUCCGUGCUGAGGUGGAUCGCAUUUCCGUCCUGAGGCGUUGCAUCUCGGCAGUUCAGUGGGACGGCUCUGUGCGAUGGGCAGAUGUGUUGCCUGCUCAACUGGAAGACGACUGUGGUGGCACCCAUUCGGAAUGUCUGAUGCAGUUGGUGAGCACGGCAAUUGCCGAUGGACGGGAACCGACGCCGCCCCCGGUGAGUACGCUCGACGAGGAUUACUGCGUGGAUGUUUCUCACCCGCGCUUCGUUGCCGACAUGUAUCUCACCCGUGCCAGUGAAAGCCAGACGUAA
Messenger RNA from Trypanosoma rangeli, 1236 nucleotides. Its product is annotated as putative DNA repair protein RAD2. Lineage: Eukaryota; Euglenozoa; Kinetoplastea; Trypanosomatida; Trypanosomatidae. The record is from RefSeq and is a predicted model, not a curated record. The transcript has a single exon. Bases 1 to 1236 code for a protein of 411 amino acids.